This is a messenger RNA of Arabidopsis arenosa, 1409 nucleotides long. The record is from the annotation of a GenBank genome assembly. NCBI's taxonomy places the organism in Eukaryota, Viridiplantae, Streptophyta, Magnoliopsida, Brassicales, Brassicaceae.
GUUCGCCGGUUCGAUUUUUUUCAGACAAGGUUUGAACUUUAAACUCUGAUCGACAGAAAUCUCGGACCAAGUGGAAAACGAAAAUGGCAGCGAAUGGGCUAAUGACGGCAUCCAAUGUGUUUCUUCAUCGUCCUGUACAUCCCCAGUUCUCGUUUUCUUCUAGAACGAGUCAAAUGGCUCCACUCGGCGUCAAAGGCCGUGUUAAUUUCAUCGGCAAUGUGAAUCGCUGUUUUCCGGUGGUUUUGUCGAUGGCAAAGUCGGAGACUUUCGAGGAAGCCGGCAAGUCCGUAGCGCCUGGUAACGGCAUAUCCAUCAUGGUGAAUGGAUGCAGUGGCAAAAUGGGGAAAGCUGUCAUCAAAGCGGCAGAUUCUGCUGGGGUGAAAAUUGUUCCUACAUCAUUUGGUUCUGCUGAAGAGGCUGGCCAGAGAGUUGAGGUCUGUGGAAAAGAGAUUCUUGUUCAUGGUCCUACUGAAAGAGAAAAGGUUCUAUCUUCGGUGUUUGAGAAGUAUCCUGAACUAAUUGUUGUGGACUACACAAUUCCCUCUGCAGUGAAUGAUAAUGCAGAGCUGUAUGGCAAAGUAGGAGUCCCUUUCGUUAUGGGAACAACUGGAGGAGAUAGGACAAGAUUGUAUAAAACUGUCGAGGAAUCGAAGAUUUAUGCUGUGAUCUCACCACAGAUGGGUAAACAGGUUGUUGCGUUUCUUGCAGCAAUGGAGAUCAUGUCUGAGCAGUUUCCUGGUGCGUUUGCUGGUUAUUCCUUAGAGGUGAUGGAGUCUCAUCAAGCUAGCAAAUUGGAUGCAUCUGGAACUGCAAAAGCUGUUAUUUCUUGCUUUCAGAAAUUGGGGGUGUCUUACGACAUGGACCAGAUACAAUUAAUUCGAGAUCCUAAGCAGCAGAUUGAGGUGGUGGGUGUUCCGGAGGAGCAUGUUUUGGGUCAUGCUUUCCAUCUUUAUCACUUGACAUCACCAGAUAAAACUGUGUCCUUUGAGUUCCAGCACAAUGUUUGCGGAAGAUCAAUAUAUGCUGAGGGUACCGUCGAUGCAGUGCUUUUCCUUGCCAAAAAGAUCCGGUCUAAAGCAGAGAAGCGGAUCUAUAACAUGAUUGAUGUCUUGAGAGAGGGAAACAUGCGUUGAACAAACCUGAGACGAUUUCCAAUUGGAAGUUUCAGAGGCAUUGACCAGGUGUUGAAGUCGUCACAGCUUAGCUGAUGAAGAAGAAUCUUGGUCUUGUAUUUGGAGAGGAAAUCCAAAACCUCUGAAGCUCACUGGAUUAUUAAGAAUCUGUUAAGCCAUAGGUUUCUAAAUCUCGAAGUUUAAAAGCAAGUCUACAAUUGAAAUUUGGUUUUUUUAGUUUAUGGAUAUUGUGUAGAGAAAGAUUAUGAUAUGUGUAAAGAAAAUAGACAAGUCUUG